Molecule: messenger RNA, 1091 nt
Organism: Drosophila arizonae
Lineage: Eukaryota; Metazoa; Arthropoda; Insecta; Diptera; Drosophilidae
Product: non-canonical poly(A) RNA polymerase protein Trf4-1-like
Biological process (GO): polyadenylation-dependent ncRNA catabolic process; RNA 3'-end processing
Cellular component (GO): TRAMP complex; nucleolus
Molecular function (GO): mRNA binding; poly(A) RNA polymerase activity
Source: RefSeq, a predicted model, not a curated record
GCCUCAGGUGGCAACGCCGUUGCAACUAUUUACAAUUGACAUUAGCUUUCAAUUGGAAGAUGCAAACAACACGCAAAUAUGGUGGUUAUCCGUGGCGACAAUCGAGCUACAAUUACGGCGACGGCAUUAUUGGACUUCACGAGGAAAUCGAGCACUUCUACAGAUACAUACUGCCCACACCAACGGAGCAUGCAGCGCGAAUCGAGCUGCUCAGCCGGGUUGAGCGAGUGAUUCAAGGCCUUUGGCCGGAGGCUUUGGUUGAGAUCUUUGGCUCGUUUCGCCUUGGCAUCAAUUUGCCCAACUCAGACAUAGAUCUGGUGGUGCUGGGUCGCUGGGAGCAUCUGCCGCUGCGCAGCCUCGAAUCGGAGCUACGCAGCAGCGGCAUCGUGUUGCCCGGAACACUGCAAGUGGUGGACACUGCUGCAGUGCCGAUCAUCAGGUUUACGGAUUGCGAAACACAUCUCAAAAUUGAUAUCUCGGUCAAUAUGCCAAAUGGCAUUGAAUCCUCGGAGCUGGUCAAAAAGUUUUUGCACGAGCAUCCGGUAUUGGGCAAACUGGUGCUGGUGCUCAAACAGUUUCUGGAGCAGCGCAAUUUGAUUAGCACUUUGAAUGGAGGCAUCUCCUCCUAUAACCUGAUUAUCAUGUGCAUUAACUUCCUGCAAAUGCAUCCGCGUCAACAUUACCCGGAGUCUACGAAUCUGGGCGUUCUUCUGCUCGAAUUCUUCGAGCUCUAUGGCCUGAGCUUUAAUUACGCUCAAAUUGGAAUUUCCAUAUGGCAAGGCUAUGUGCGCAAAGAGAACGUAUUAGUGGGCUCUAGGACUCCCUCGCUCUACAUUGACGAUCCACUGCUGCCGGGACGGCAGAACUCACGCAGCUUCAUUGCAACUUGUCACAUCAAACAGGUCUUCCAGUGGGCCUAUCGUGUGCUCAGCGAGGCAUUAUUUGCACAGGUUAGAGAAUGUGACUCGCAUCAUAGGGCUGGUUUCUCAAUAUUAGGUUCCAUUAUUCAUAUAACAGAUGAGCGGAUCGACUAUAGAGCCUGGUUGCGCAAAAAGUUUCACCACUUGGUUGUCUUGGAGCCAAAGGAAUAA